AUGUCGAAUCUCCCACCCUUAACUCCAGAGGAGAAAGCCGCUCGGGAGCGCCGACUGCAGGCAGAACACGAGCGCUAUGUGAAAAGCAUUGAAACAAUGCGUUCGCUCCCACGUCUCCGUUCCACUGUAGCGGGGGCUGGUGGGAAGACAAAUGAGCAUGUUCGCCUUGCUGAGGAACGGGAGGCCGAGAGGCGCCAGCGGCUUCAGGCUGAAGCAGAGCGCCUAAUGGAAAAGACGAAGCGAGAGAGUGAGCAUCGGGCGAAGGUUGAGGCGUUGAACUCUAAACAGCAGAAGAAACGUGCCAAGGCAAGCAAACGGAAGGCAAGGCGCACAAGGUACAAGUUGGAGGGAGGCAAAACUGAGAACGCAGACAUUCUAGGUUCUGAUGAAGAGAGUGAAUUGGGCGGCAGCGAGCACAGCGUGGAUGAAGGGGAGAAUAAAACAUAG
Molecule: messenger RNA, 447 nt
Organism: Trypanosoma brucei brucei TREU927
Lineage: Eukaryota; Euglenozoa; Kinetoplastea; Trypanosomatida; Trypanosomatidae
Exons: 1
Coding region: 1-447 (148 amino acids)
Source: RefSeq, a predicted model, not a curated record